AUAAAGAUCAAAGACUUUUGCUUAUCCUGACUCCGGCUGAUUCUAAGGUAUCCAGGUGCUAACAGGGCCAUCACACAAGUGGGCCUUUUUUGACAUCUACCCUUGUACCUGGUACCCCUAAUGACUCACCUGCAAGAAGCUUUCCCAUACACGCUCCUGUUGAUAUCUUGUUUGUUCAGUUUUUUUGUUAGACUGUGAGCUCCUACAGGGCAGGAACUAACUUUUUUGCCUUUCUUUAUAUCCCCAACACUUAGCAUAGUACCUGGCACAUGGUAGGCACUGAAUAGAGCUAGGUCCUGAUUUAUGUGAAUAAUGAACCUGUGAAAUAGUCACAUGCAUUUCAGAUGGUCUGUUUGGGGUUAUAAUUGUAUUAAAUAUGGUCACUGGUUCCAACCCAGUAGAAAUAUGCAAUAUAGAUUUGAAUAAUGGGAUCACUUCACAGGGUUUCUUCUUCAAACUAAUCAGACUAAUCUAAGUAUAUUAGUUGAUUGGCUAAAUAAAAUAAUCCCUUCUCACAAUGACUUUACAAUCCAAUGGGAGACAAGUAACACCUAAAUAGACACAUAGCAUAAUACAUAUUAAUGAAUACAUAUGCAUAAAAAUUAAAUACAAAAUAGUUUGGGAGACAGAACGCUAGCCCUUGUCUCAAUCAGAAAAUGCUUCAAGUAGGAAGUAGUUCCUGAGCCAUAUCUUUAAGGAGGCAGACAUGAGGGAGCGUGCAGGCUUAGGGUGACUUCUCCUGGGAGCUUCCCUGUCCAUUAACAGUUUCCCUGGAGAAAACACAACUGAGCAGUCUGAGUUGCAGGGUUACAGAGUUAGAUGUGAUAAAAGGAAAAAUAACCAGGUUGGCACAGUGGAUAGGGUGUGGGGCCUGAAAACUAAGCUCAAACCUAGUCUCUGUCCCUCCUGGCUGCGUGACCUUGGGCAGGUCACGUCACCCUGUGUGCCUCAGUUUUUUCACAUGUCAAAUGGUCUGGAGAAGGGAAUGGCAGACCGCUCCAGUGUCUUCGCCAUGAAAACCCUAAAUGGGACUGACCGCAGUAGAGCAACAACAAAAGGAAAAGCCUCAUGGCAGUGAGAGCUGGGCCAAGUAGAAGGCACCUAAUAGGUGCUUGCUGAAUGAAUGAGGAGCUGCCGGCUUUUCUUAGCACUACAGUUCAGACCUGGCCAGGAGCCCUUGGAGGCUAGGUGGGUGUUCCCUAGGUUAACGACCCCUUCUGUGUGCCUUGGGCAAGAAAGAGGAAGGGCAGGAAGCCUGGCCUGAGGCUCCCAGGCUGGUCCUGGCACAGUGUGGCUGCAUCACAGGGGCUCAGCCUCCAACCGAGGGAGGUGCUCCGGGUACUACAGCUUGGGGGGACGGUCGUGGCAAUGACCAACAACAGCCCGAUGAAGGCGGCUCCUCCAGCGGGGAUUAUGUACAUCUCCCAACGAGGAAACGGAGGCUCUAGGCCAUGGGGUGGCUUGUCCUUGGCCACAUACUAGUCUGGAAGGCCUCGGCACAGAGGGACUGUGCAAGGCUGGCCCCUGCCUCUCGUGGUGGUUCCUGAUCCUGGGUUCAGCCACUUUCUCUUGUGCCAGGCUGCCUUACAGCUAGAGCGGGUUGGGAGGCCACGUGCCAAAGUCCCCUGACUGGGGAGUGUUGGAAAAGGGCAGCGAUGAGCUAGAUGGCUCAGUGAUGGCACGGUGGGCCUGGAGUCGGGAGGCCCGAGUUCCAAUCCAGCCUCAGUCACUGGCUGGGUGACCCUGCGCAAGUCAGGUAAACCUGUCUGAGGUAACCCAUGGGAGGAGGAAAUGGCAGCUCACUCCAGGGUCCUUGCCAAGAAAACUCCGCGGAUAGAAUGGGCGCCGAGGGCUAGAGCGGCAAGAAGAGGUGGGCGCGCCCAAAUCACAAAACCUGACGUGGCUCUUCCCCUGACUUUGCAGGUCUGCGGCAUCAUGGACCUGCCCGUGGAGGAGUGGCGGGCCCAUGUGCACCGGCGGUGGCGGCAGCUCCCAUCGUCUGCCCAGGCGGCGCUCCGCACCAGUGCCCUGCGAGAGGUCCUUCGGCACUGCUCCUCCCUGCUCCAGCCUGAAGACGAGGGGUUCUUGCAGAGGCUUGCUGAGGGUUUCUCAGUGGAGAAGGAUCCCGACGCCUGCCUCCUGUAUAAGGAAGAAGGGAACAAGGCGUUUCUGAGGAAGGCCUACCAGGCUGCCGCCGGACUCUACUCCAAGGGAGCAUCCCAUGCGAGACCCAACACUCAGGAAAUGGCGCUGUGUUUUGCCAAUCGCUCUGCGGCCUUCUUCCAUCUGGCUCAGUAUGAGACAUGCCUCGAGGACAUUGGGAGAGCACAGAGGCACGGGUACCCAGAAAGGUUGCGACCCAAGUUGAUGCUGCGCAAGGCGGAGUGCCUCGUGGCCCUGGGCAGACAACAGGAGGCGGCCCUGGCUGUUCGAGACCUGGAGCAGAGUGGGGCAGCCCAGCAGGCCAGCACCGGUGCUCCUGAUCUCCAGGCCCUGCAGAGGAGGCUCAGCCAUCUGAAAGCACGGGUGCGGGAGGACACGGGCCCUGGAGAGGCUCCUCCCCUCAGUGUAUCACAUGCCUCCGAAGAGGUCGGUCCCAGGGCCAAGAAUGAACGGAUUCCCGGCACGUCGCUGUCCGUGAGCUUGCGCAGUGACCCUUCCAGAGGACGCUAUCUGAUCGCCACCGAGGAUGUUUUUCCAGGUGAACUCCUAGUAAAAGAGGAGGCUUUUGUGAGUGUCCUCAACCCUGGAGAGACAGCGGGGUUACGGCGUGGCCUGGAAGCCCAGCGAGACGGCCGAGCCACCCCUGGAGACUGCCAUUGUCACCGGUGUUUGAAGCCUAUUGUGGCUACGGUUCCCUGUGAGGGCUGCAGCUAUGCCAAGUACUGCAGCCAGCAGUGUCUGCAGGUGGCCUGGGAGCGCUACCACCGGGUGGAAUGUCCCUUGGGGGGGACACUCCUCACCCUAGGGGUCUUCUGCCAUGUGGCGCUGAGGACGGUCCUCCUGGCCGGAUUCGAGGCUGUCAGCAACCUUAUAAAGACGGUUCAGGGAACAGUAAGUUCUGAAGCUGCUUCUGUACCUGACGGCCAGCCCCCUGGGCAGAAGCUGAACACUCGGCCCAACCUGGCGGAAAGCAGCCCACAUGGGGGGGCGUCUGGGGUACCAAUUCCCGGGUGCGACAGGGAUGGCAGUUACCAAAGCUCUUACUACGCUGUCUUCCACCUCUUGCCCCACACCAAGAAGCACAGCCCGGAGCACAAGUUCCUGUGUGGUCUCAGCAUCGUGGCCUUGUGCAGGAAGCUGGGAGAAGCCGACUGGCCUCCCCGGGCCCAGGGGCCCUCUGCGCAGGAGGCAGCCCUGACCACGGAGCGGACCCCGGAGCCCAGUGUCUGGGCAGAGGCCAUGCUGAGGCACGUACUACAGCUGCACUGCAAUGCCCAGGGAGUGACUGCCCUCCAGGAGGCGGGAUCGGAAGGGGACCUUGUUACAGAGUGCCAGCAGGUCCGUCUCGCCACGGGUCUCUUUCCUGCCAUCAGCCUGAUGAACCACUCAUGUCGCCCCAACACCAGCCUGUCCUUCCGGGGCUCAGUGGGCUCCGUCCACGCGUCACAGCUCAUUGCACGCGGGCAAGAGAUACUUCAUUGUUACGGACCUCACGAGGGCCGCAUGGACGCUGCCACGAGGCAGCAGAAGCUGAGAUCUCAGUACUUCUUUGACUGCCGCUGCCAGGCUUGUCAGGAGGAAGAGGUGCACGGGGCCGGCGUGACACCGAAGCAAGGCGGGUUCCGUUGCCCCACCUGCAGGGCAGCUCUGCAGGGACUGGACCCUCUGGGCUGCAGCAGCGGAUCCUGCCGGGCCCAGGUGAGCAGGGCUCACCUGCUGGGCCAGUUGGGAGACCUUCAGCAGCGGGUGGAGAUGGCCGGGGAGCUACUCAGGGGAGACCGGACAGCUCGAGCCGUCCAGCUUUUAUUGGCGUGCCGGCGGGAGGCUGAGGACUUCUUGACCUCGGAGCACGUGUUGAUGGGCGAGAUCGAAGACCGCCUGGCCCAGGCCUACGCCAGCCUCGGGGACUGGCCCAAAUCUGCAGCCCAUUUGCAAAACAGUCUUCAGGUGGUGAAGGCCCAGCACGGACCAGCCAGUGUGGAGAUGGGCCAUGAGCUUUUCAAGUUGGCCCAGGUCCUUUUCAACGGGUUUGCAGUCACUGAAGCAGUGAGUGUGAUAGAGAAAGCGGAGAAGGUCCUGUCCUUACACUACGGCCCCGAGAACGAGCAGGUGCAGGAGCUGCAGCAGAUGAAAGCCUGCUUACGGGAGUUACCCAGCCACCCUGGGGAGCCCACAGCCUAGGACGGGCCCUCAGCUUCUGCUUGUGGCUGACAUAGUCAUACGGGCUCCUACAAGUGGUCCCUGGGCACCUUCAUGCCUCCAGGAAACACAGACCUGUACCAGCCGACCGCCAUGGCUGCUGCUGUGAAACAGCGGCAACGUGGUCAGAAAGGCCCUAACAACCUGCCCCCUCGGACCUGGCAGCCCCACUGCCGGCAUCGGUCCUGAGAGGCUCAGGAAGCUUUCCGGCAACAGGUGUUGUGGGUGGUCAGCUAGAUGAUGACGGCGUAAGUGUGUAUGGGACGUGUACUGUGAGAAGGGACAGCCAGGAGGAAAUCCUGGGCCCCGGGGGAGGCGUCUGCAGUGGUCAGAGGGAAGUGAGCAAACUCCGGGGAAAGUUCCCUGGCGGAGCAUCGCAGUGUAAAAGAAAACCUCACUGAAGAGCAUCGGGGCCAGGCACAGCUCCCUGGGGGUCGCAGGACUUCCCCAUUUGGCAGAGCAUGGGGGGCCAUGGGUGCAGGACGGGGCACACAUUGUUAGGGGGGCUGAUGUGUCAGCUUGUUUACUUUGUUGUACUUUGGUAUAGGUCCAAUAUUGGGAAAUGACUGGAAUUUUUUAAAAUGAAUAUUUAAUUUCUUAAAAAAAAAAAAAAAGUAACGGCUUGGGGGGAGUCCUGUGCCUGUUCUGAGAUGUGGGGCCGGGGAGCAGCCGCUCCAGAAUGACUCUGGUGAGAGGUGGGCUUCCGGACUCUGCCGUUGUUGUGAGGGC
Sarcophilus harrisii (Tasmanian devil) is the source of this 5091-nucleotide messenger RNA. It is a transcript of the gene SMYD4, whose product is annotated as SET and MYND domain containing 4. The transcript has 10 exons. The coding region runs from base 1792 to 4344 and encodes 850 amino acids. Gene Ontology annotation, molecular function: protein binding. The record is from RefSeq and is a predicted model, not a curated record. Lineage: Eukaryota; Metazoa; Chordata; Mammalia; Dasyuromorphia; Dasyuridae.